This is a messenger RNA of Punica granatum (pomegranate), 1872 nucleotides long. The record is from RefSeq and is a predicted model, not a curated record. NCBI's taxonomy places the organism in Eukaryota, Viridiplantae, Streptophyta, Magnoliopsida, Myrtales, Lythraceae.
UAGGGUUGCACUGUCUGUGUCAAUCUCUCUGCUCUCUGUGUCUCUGGUCUCUGUAUCUGUCCUGCGCCGGCGUCCCCCGUGAGCCCGUCCAGGCGUCGAUAUCCUCCUCCUCCUCCUCCUCCUCCUCUCAGGCUCUCCAUUGCCGUCGCCCCUCUCAGCUCGGCCGCCUGCGCGUCUCAGCCCUCCCUCUCAGCGACUUUCAGCCCUCGCCGUCCUUCUGUCCCUCCCAGUGGAUCACAGUGGUGUGGCCGUGGGGGACUUGGAGACUUUGAGGGUUCUUUCAAUUGAAGAUAACCUAAGUGAAGAAAAUUGGUAAAGGACAUGGAGAUUGGCGAGGCAGACAACCCUGCAGACAUGCUCAAGGGUCUCCAGGUCACAUCCUAUGACAACGAAAAUGAUGAUGAUGAUGAUGAUGCAGAACCAGUAGAAGAAGACCCAAUUGAUGAAGAGGACGAAGAUGACGAUGGAGAUGAGGAACAAGAACCAGUAACUUUAGGGUUUUUAGAGAAACCAAAGAAUAAUUGGUCUCUGCUUCGCCAGCUGUUCCCCAGCAAAGCUGGUGGUGUUCCGGCAUGGUUGGUCCCAGAUGAAUUGCCCUCGGGUAGGGCUUGUGUUUGUGAUAUAUGUGGAGAACCUCUGCAAUUUCUGCUCCAGGUCUAUGCGCCACUCUCUGAUAAAGAAUCCACAUUUCAUCGGAUACUAUACUUGUUCAUGUGUCCAUCUAUGGCCUGUCUGCUUCGAGAUCAGCACGAACAAUGGAAGCGGUGUCCCGAAGAAGCAUUUCGAAGUGUGAAGGUCUUUCGUAGCCAAUUGCCCCGAUAUAAUGCUUACUACUCAAGUGAUCCACCCAAACAUGAUGGAACUGACAAACCUUCUAGUAGCGGAGCUGCACUUUGUGAUUGGUGCGGUACAUGGAAAGGAAAUAAAGUAUGUGGUAAUUGCAAAAGAGUCCGAUACUGCUCAGAGAAGCACCAGGUUAUGCAUUGGCGGUCGGGUCAUAAAGCUGCUUGUCAACGUCUGAGCAUCUCACCUGAAUUAUCCGAGUCUAGUCCCAGAACUGGAGAGACUGCUUCAGCUAAAAUACAAAGUGCUGCAAGCAAGAAUUUGUGGCCUGAGUUUGAGAUUGUCAAUGAGGAUGAAAGUGAAUAUGAUGCUGAGAUGUCCGAUGAUAAUAGUAAUGCAAACGCUCUGGUAUCAUCAAAGAACAAUGAAAUGGAUGAAUCAAUGAAGUCCCUUAUAAACAGUUUUGAGGGGGAUGGUGAUAGAAGAAGUUGGGCCACCUUCCAAGAACGUAUUUCCAAAGCCCCCGAGCAGAUCCUAAGAUAUUGUCGCAAUGUGAGCACGAAGCCUUUGUGGCCCAUGUUGAGUGGGCUGCCAUCUAGGGCCGAUAUUCCAAGAUGCAGCUACUGCGGUGGCCCCCGGUGUUUUGAGUUCCAGGUACUGCCUCAGCUGCUUUACUAUUUUGGCGUAAAGAAUGAUGCAGACUCGCUUGAUUGGGCUAUCAUUGUUGUCUACACCUGUGAGGCCUCGUGCGAAGGAAGCUUGGCUUACAAGGAAGAGGUCGCUUGGGUACAACUCGCUGCUCCGACAUCUUCCCCCAUCUCUUGAUCUCCCGUUUGCAAUUUUGCCUCUUGUCAUCUCUAGGCUUAACACUUUUCUAGUAAAAUUUACUUCUUUUGUUUCUUUUGCGGGUGUGAAAGAGCAAACUAUUAUCAUUAGCAUAGAAACAGAAGGAAAACCAGAGUUUUGUUUCUCUUAGCACGAGCUUUAUGUAGUGUUUUGUAUUUGAAGUUGCCUCUUUUUGCACUGUAUUUCCCUGCGAACUCAAGACGGACUGAAUCAGCAUAUUUGCGAUUGAUCGGUGAUCACGAA